Messenger RNA from Momordica charantia (bitter melon), 1589 nucleotides. Lineage: Eukaryota; Viridiplantae; Streptophyta; Magnoliopsida; Cucurbitales; Cucurbitaceae. The record is from RefSeq and is a predicted model, not a curated record.
UCGAACUUCUCAGAGACUUUGAGAAAAACCUGAAUCGGAACUCCCAGGUUAGCGCAAUCCAUUCUCCAUCUGAUUCAAAAACCCUAAUUUUUCCCAUUUCAUUCGCCCCUUCCCUCCAUUCUCCCAGUUUCCGAUCAGAUUUCUCUAUCACAGAUUUGAAUUGCCCCUCAACCAAAACGGUUUCCAGAUUGGUAUCUUCUUUUCGUUCGAUUUUGUACUGCUCUGAUUUUCUGGUUCUGUUCUCGAUCUGGGUGUCUCUGAGCUGCUUAAUUCCGAGUUUCGCCUUCGAUGAAGAAAUUGUGAAAUUUCCCAGAGAUUUUUUUGAAGUUACUUUCCGACUAUUGCGGAAUUUUUCAUUUUCUGAUUCUGAUGAAGAACUUGUAGUCUGUGUAUGAGUAGUAUUGAAUUUGGGCAUUGUGUAGAAAGGGCGAGUUUGAAGUUUGAAGUUUGAAGGGAAAUUUUGAAAUGGGGAAGCCUUUGUUUUAUGAGAUUCUUGAAAAACCAGCCACUAGUGGGAUUAUAGGGAUUUGCUGUGCUAUAUGGUUUUACAUCCAGAAGAAAAAUGUUGGAUACUCACAUGUGGGGCUGAGUUAUGAAACUGCCAUUGAAGGGCACCAUUGGAGGAUAAUAACUUCAGCCUUCUCUCAUAUUAGUGUUAUUCAUCUUGUUUUCAAUAUGAGUGCUCUUUGGAGUCUUGGGGUUGUAGAACAGCUUGGACAUAUGGGCUUAGGUGUUGCAUAUUAUCUCCAUUACACUCUUGUUUUGGUCCUGCUCUCUGGUGUGCUGGUUUUAGGAAUGUACCAUCUCUUGAUUCAAAAGUUCAAACUCGAAUACUUUCGACGGGUUACGGCAGUUGGGUAUUCUUGUGUGGUUUUCGGAUGGAUGACUAUACUCUCUGUGAAGCAGCCGUCUUCGAAGUUGGACCUCUUUGGCUUCCUUUCACUGCCCAUCAGCUUUGCGCCAUUUGAGUCGCUGAUUUUUACUUCUAUUAUUGUCCCACAAGCAAGUUUUCUUGGACAUCUAUCUGGAAUCAUUGUUGGAUAUGCUAUAGCUUGGGGUUUGAUUCAUGGAAUGAAUAACUUCUGGGCCAUUUCCAUGCUAGGAUGGACUGUGCUUGUCAUUAUAUUUAGCUUGAAGAAAUCUAACACCUUCGACUUCGACUUUCUGGAGAUUGAAUCUGUAACAGACCCUUCCUUGCCGUCUGUUCGAUUUCUUGCGUCCGGAAAUGGUAGAACCUUGCAGAUGAAUGCAUUGCCAACAGGAGAUGUAGAGAUUGUAUGAACUUAUAGGAGUCAUUUGCACAAUUGAGAUGUUGAAAUUGAGAGACUGCAAUCCAUUGAAAUCCUGUUGGUUGUACCAAGAUGAUGAUAUGUUCCGAUUCGAGAUGCCCUCAUGUCCGAGAUCUUGUCAAGCUAUCGGGAUUUUUCCUGUAAUUCUGGUGUGUAAUUCUUCAAUUCUUUGGGAUUGGAUUGCACAGGGGAUGUGAUAAUUCAUCCAUGUGAGCAUUUGCUGUAUGAAUUUACUAUGGUUCAGCCAUGAAGUUAUAGAGAAAUGGAUCUAUCAAUCACAUUUGUAUCAUUAUUUGCUUC